This is a messenger RNA of Cephus cinctus (wheat stem sawfly), 2108 nucleotides long. RefSeq lists its product as uncharacterized. The record is from RefSeq and is a predicted model, not a curated record. The coding region runs from base 1176 to 1712 and encodes 178 amino acids. Lineage: Eukaryota; Metazoa; Arthropoda; Insecta; Hymenoptera; Cephidae. The transcript has 3 exons.
GGCUUCGUUAUAAAAAUUAAUAACCUGUAAAACUAUUACCAUUAAGAUAUAGUAUAAAAAGGUGAAAAGCACUAGUCGCAACAGAGAUUAGACAUCGUGUGAAAGUUUGGAAGAUUAAUUAAUUUCAUUAUUAUUUCUUAUAUUAAUUAAUACGGGCAAAGAGAACAGUACCCUGGUUCAUUGUACAAGUUGCUUCUACGCUGCAUACAGGAAUAAUUGCGUUCAGUCGAUUACAAGAAAACAAAAAAUAAUAAUCGUGAAUUUCAAUAUAUUCAAAACCUAAUAAAGUUGAGAAGAUAACAAUAGCUUACGAUUUAUCAUUCGGUAUAAUGAAUCUAAUCCUAAAACUAUCAUAUAUCAAUCAAUAACUAAGGAGUCUCUGGAUCCAAUCAUAAUGUCUAUAUAUACAAGAUGAAGUAGGUAUAGUGAGCAGAAAUGCUAUGUGCAACAAUCGACCAAUAAACCUUCAGAUAAGGAGGUUUAAUACUAGGAGUGAUAACAGGUAUUGGGCAGCUUCUCAGUUUUCUGUCAGCUUCUAUCAGGGUCUGACGAUUUCACAAUAAAAAGUCCUUGUUAAUCUGAUUGUUUAUUACUAAACACAAAAGUUCGAUUUUUCCAUUUCCUGGACUCCUGAGUAAAAAAAAAAACGGAAAGAAGUUCCAUUGAUUAAAUUCAUUGACACAUUAAAUAUGAAAGUCGCAGUGAUGCAGUAGAAUAGAAAAACCUUCUAUUUCGUGUAAUAAGUAUCAGUAGCGAUUCUAAUUUGGAUUGAAUAAAAGUAACAUGAGGGAUAUUACACAAAUAAAACUAUAAGCUACAGGCGAAAAGAAAAACGUAGUGAUGACUCUUUAUCGAGGAUUGCCACAAAAUGGUAUUUUAUCUUAAUAUUGGUUCCAAGAUAACGGACAGAGAUAUGGAUUACGCACUAUUUAUCAAAUCAGCAAAUCGAAAGGUACGUGAAGAGUACCUGGACAUUGGAGAAUACCAGACUAUUAUAUAUCGGUGAAUUACUUUGUCGCAGGAUCAAAUUUUCUUCUAAGCCAUAAAAAAGGUAUACGAAUGGUGGACUAACUCAGCAUUCUAUGGCGUUAAUGGUUAAUGAGGUGUUUUGACAAAGAUUAAGAAAAGAGUGUUAUCUAAUACGGUGGUGUUACUAGUAACAACAAAAAAUAACUAUGGGUUUCAAGUGGUUUCGUGCGAGAAUGAGAAUGAAUAGGAUGCCAUCGCAUUCAUCAGCCGUGGCAGGAUCUUACAAGCCAAUGUCACAGUUUGAUUGCGACUUGAUUAUUCCUAAUAACAAUGGAACAACCUUAGGAUCAGUGCCCAUGCCCAUACUGAAUAAUCCAAUGGCUGGAUUAAAUAAUUCCGAUGUGGAGGAUGGAUUCAUGAGGAAAUUCUCCAAGUCAAUGAACGAUUUGAUUACCCAGGAGGAUAUCUAUACAGUGAGUACUGGACCUCCUAGACAUUUGUCAGGAGUAUCUUACACGAAUUUAUCCGAGCAGAGGGUUGAGGUGGCUACACCAAAGCCAGUGGUAAAAUCGCACAAGGCGGAGUACAGAAGGAAGAAGGCGCAGGCGCCGGUACCGAAAAUGUUGAACAAAUUAAAUCAGCCUGAGAAUAAUGGCGCGCAAGUGUUGGACAAUAAAAAUCGUGGCACCUAUGUGACAAUCGAUAAGCCACGCUCUUCCCAAGAGAGUGACAUUGAAAUAUGACUUGGAGGAACCUUGUUUUGACCUCAGGAUGACUGCGGGUUCCUAUAAAUUGAUCGAGAUUACUUUCUGUACAUACACCAUACAUCCUUAGACAGGUGUAAUGACAAUCUGCUAGACUUAUGUGACUAUUGUUAUAUAUGCUAGGUUCCUUAUGGUAUUCAAUAAUGAUAUUGCGGAUGAGUUUAUCAUUCAGCGUGUAAAAAAAAAAUUCACGAUCUUUGCCAGAUAAAUUGCUACGAGAAUUUAAAGCUAGCAUAUGUUCUUUAUCGUUGAAUUGGUAAAGCUAUACAUUACGCAAAAUUUAUGUAUUUAAACGUAACCAUUGCCGGACUCUAAUAAGAGUGAUCAAUCAUUUUGAGUCAAGUCGUUGUUAUUAGUAAGAACAUGCAUAAUCGC